This is a messenger RNA of Drosophila kikkawai, 653 nucleotides long. Its product is annotated as lysozyme. Gene Ontology annotation, molecular function: lysozyme activity. The record is from RefSeq and is a predicted model, not a curated record. NCBI's taxonomy places the organism in Eukaryota, Metazoa, Arthropoda, Insecta, Diptera, Drosophilidae.
UAGCUCUCUUCCAGUUGCACGAUGAGAGCUGCUCCGUUCGGAUUGUGCCGGUUCUGGCUGGGAUUGGCCAUGGGCCUGCUGCUGGCCAGUGAUUCCGGCUUGGUUUCGGCCAAGCGCUACCUGCGCUGUGAGCUGGCCAAGAAGCUGCUCGAUCCGCCUUACAGGUUCGAUCGAUCGCUGCUCUCCAAUUGGAUCUGCCUGCUGGAGCACGAAAGCGACCUGGACACCAGCAGGAUCACCUCGAACCCGAAUGGCACCCGAAACUAUGGCUUGUUUCAGAUCAACAGCCGAUUCUGCCAGGAGGGCAGGCGCGGCGGCAUCUGCAAUGUCAAGUGCGAGGAUCUCCUGGAGGAAAAUCUAAUGGAAGCCUCGGUCUGUGCCAAGCGGAUUCAUUCUUCGGAUGGCUUUCAGCAUUGGAAUGGCUGGCAGCGUCAUUGUCGAAAUACCCAGAACCUGCCGAAUCUGAGGGUCAUUUGUGGGAUAUAAAUCAAGUUUUAUUUAUUAAAUAUUAAUAUUAAAAGUUAAGUUAGGUUUUUAAGUGCUUAAAUAUGGGAUUACUGACUCUGUAAAUUAAGAACUUCGGGAUAAUUUCAAAUAUUAAUUUAAAUGAAAUAAAAAGGGUUCUUUAAUGGGGUCUUUAAUUAAUUUUAAAA